CGGUCCUGCAGGGGGCAGUAAUGUGAUUGUGAAUGGCACGCUUCUCUGUUGAGUAGACUGUGGUGACUAUAUUUUACAGGAUUCUGAAAGCAUGUUGAUCUUCAGUAGUGUUUAAACUUUAUUUUGACCACGGUCCGCUGAUACACUAGCGCUGUUUAUGACUGGUUUAAAGUUUUAAAUUGGCGAAAAACAUGACUGCCAAUGAAGACCAGGAGAUGGAGUUGGAGGCUCUGCGCUCAAUCUAUGAAGGAGAUGACUGCUUUAAAGAGCUCAGCUCUGUUUCCUUCCAGUACAGGGUAGGAGAUCUAGAUGACACUAAAUCCUUCCUGCUGGAAGUGUCUUGGCCAGAGAACUAUCCUGAAACUGCACCGCACAUAUCAUUAGAUGCUUUUUUCAACAACAAAAUAUCGCUGGAGACAAAACGGUACAUUCUCUCCAAGAUGAGUGAACAGGUGGAAGCCAACCUUGGCACUGCCAUGGUGUACACGCUUUUUGAGUGGGCCAAAGAGAACCAGGAAACACUCAUGGAAAACCACCAGCCCGUGACAUCCGCUGUGACCUUGAUAUCCAACAGCGAUGUCAUGAAUAAUUCCACCUCUGUCAGUAAGAAGAAGAAGGAGAAGAAAGAGCAACUAACCAAAGCACAGAAGAGGAAACUAAUUGGAAGAACAGAUAAUAAGGGGGAACUACCAAGAGGUUGGAACUGGGUAGACGUUGUUAAGGGAUCUCAUCCAUAUGUUGCCAUGAUUUCUGUCCACCAAACAGCAUCUGAGCAGAACUGGAGGAAAAGAAGAAGAUUAGAGAGAUACUUGAGAAGGAAUGAUGGAUUAAAGUAGUGCCGGGUGAAUGUAUGGAUGAAGUGUGUGUCUGUGCACUUUUUUUAUUUUUAUUUCAAUUCACCUGAAGCUGCCACAGAGCCGAUUUGACUGAGUAGAAGCAGCUCUGCCGUCAUAAAGACACGUGUCCUCACAGCUGUCCUAAAUUAGCUGAGCCACAGAUGAACAUCAUGAGGCGUGUGAUAAGAAAAAUAACACAGGUUGAAAUGCUUGUAUUUUGGAAAUGGUAGAACAGUUGAGCGUCACUUAAUAAAGAUAACAUCAGUGUGAUGUGCAA
Molecule: messenger RNA, 1113 nt
Organism: Megalobrama amblycephala (Wuchang bream)
Lineage: Eukaryota; Metazoa; Chordata; Actinopteri; Cypriniformes; Xenocyprididae
Gene: rwdd4
Product: RWD domain containing 4
Exons: 8
Coding region: 192-836 (214 amino acids)
Molecular function (GO): protein binding
Source: RefSeq, a predicted model, not a curated record